CGCUAGAGAUGCUAGCUAAGGAAAAACCCGGGGGCUAUAUGUAUCUCCAUCUAGAAAAACGACCCCGAAAACCAGAAAGAAAGAAAAGGUUCACGAGCUCUGAAGGAGUGCACCAUCCCGACGGAUCACGAUCCUCCGUCGUCCUCCAACAAUCUGGAGCUACCCGGAUUUCUCAUGAUGCCUCAAACCAAUCAUAAAACGGCGGAGGCAUGGGGUGAGAGGGAAACAAAACAAAUAAACGAUAGUCUAGUCUACCUGAUGCCGGUUGCACCUGUAUCAAGAGCCGAACCAAAAUCUCCUAUGGAGUCGGUUUACCCUACGCUCACGUGGACCCGUUCCGCCGGUGCAACGAUAUCGAUUUCGUUCUCAGCCGGCAUCACCAGCUAUAUAUUCGGGCCUCCAGAGUCUAGCCCGCCAUCAUAGAGAGAUCGCGAGGGGGGGUUCACCACAAUUCCUAGUGCCGAAGCGCUACGCGGUGAGUAAGAUGCCGCUUAAAUCGCUACCCCGAUGCACACGCCGAGCCGUUUGGCGUGUUAUCCUGACUUAGGGGUGAUCCCGUACCUAGAAGUCUAUAGGAAUUUUUCAAACUGUAAUGUACAGUACUCUCUCUAACCUACCAUACACACCUGCCAGGCCAAGGUAAGCACCGGAGCGCAAAUGCCAAAACGCCCUCCUCUCCCCAGCUCUAUCACGCAUGCAUGAUCCAGGCCUGUCUGUCCAAUCACACCCUCAAUGCACGGCGAAAAAAAAAAGGGGGGGGGGGGCACCCUGAUUUUAACGAACUCACCGAAUCCCCCGUACCGACGCCCAGAUACCAGGCGAGUUCCCUGUUUCGGAAAAGUAAAAAGGCUUUUCUCUGGGGGCAUCAUACUGUCGCCAGGGUCAUGGGUUAUCACUCUGGGAGCCUUUGUUUGUAUAAAAAGAGGCGUGGUCGAUAUGGCUGGUGGUGAGCGCCUACACAAUUGCACAUUGAUGUCGGGCUGUGCAGUGUGCUUCCGGCCAACUUGGUGUCCUCCCGCAGACCCCUAUCAUACUGUCGACAUGCUAACCCGAGAGAUUCAGAGCACUCCUUCCGGCACAAGAAUUAUAUGCUUAAGUAUAAUUCGCAAAUUUCUCAUCCCGCACGUCAUAAACCAUCGCCAAUCCCUUGAACAACAAGCUGAUGAAAGUAUAAAAUAGGAAAAGGGGGAAGGAAAAAAAGGAGAAAAGGCAAAACAACCACAUGGUGUAAACAGAACAAA
This is a messenger RNA of Tuber aestivum (summer truffle), 1241 nucleotides long. The record is from the annotation of a GenBank genome assembly. Lineage: Eukaryota; Fungi; Ascomycota; Pezizomycetes; Pezizales; Tuberaceae.